AUGGUCGGUCCACCCGUCAGCACCCGCAAUCGCCUUCGUCACCAGCACGUCCCGCUGGCCACGCCUCCGGACGAGAACAUAGUCCAGCAGGUGCCACUGACGCGACCGAGGAUGCCUCCAGGUGGCCUUCUCUCGCUCCGGCAGACAGAAGAACGUGUUUGUCAGGAUGAGGCGGUGUUCUGCGCAGGUGCGGAGGAGCAGCAGGCCGUUGUCGUUGGAGUCGCGGAGACCAUGGGGACCCAGCACUCCUCUCCAGGCAGUAUGGUCUGUGCCGACGCGGGCGUUGAAGUCACCAAGGACAAUCAACUUGUCCGCCUUCGACACGGUCGCCAGGAGUGCGUGCAGGUCCUCGUAGAAUUUGUCUCUCGCGGCGACGUCCGGGCUGCUCAUCGGCGGGGCGUAGACGCUGAUGAUGGUGGCGAAUGUGUCCCCACGCCUGCCCCUGCGGAGAAACAGACGGCGGCUCAUCAGUCGAUCGUUGAUUCCCUGCGGUAG
This is a messenger RNA of Spirometra erinaceieuropaei, 495 nucleotides long. Lineage: Eukaryota; Metazoa; Platyhelminthes; Cestoda; Diphyllobothriidea; Diphyllobothriidae. The record is from the annotation of a GenBank genome assembly.